CUGCCGCACAGCUGUCAGUUAUCGAUAACAUUAGGCUGCAAUUAGUUUAAACUGUUUUGAUUGUAUUUAAAAUUGAAUAUAUAUGAUGGCCAGCGAUACAAACGAAUCACAGUUGGCGUUUAUAUCUGAGCAGGUUCAGAUUUGCAUGCUGCCUAGCCUCAACGCAGAUCUAGAUGAAGUCCAAACUCUGCCGGUGCAUUUUGAAGCCUACCAUUCCAUGCUCGAACAAGAGCUGCCCAAAUUAUACGAUUUAUUACAGAGAAACGAAGAUGUUUUAUUAAAUAAUAUCGCAUACCCGGAGAUUCGAGCGCAGCUCGUUUUGCUGCUAUGUGAACUGACUGCGUCGCCUACGAUUUACACCCUGAACGGCGAGUGCGAGCAAUUGCUGCAAAAUGCUAAUGAAUUGCUAAGGAAACUUUCUCCCUUUUGGCGAAACGCUGAGGAAAAUCUAAUUUUCAAAUAUUAUGAGAAAAAGUUGCAUAAGGAUUGCUGGAAGCGACAGCUGGGCGCGGUGCAUGGCUAUGUUAGAUACUUGGAGCAUCGACACAUAAACAAUAUUCAAAUGCCAACACAAUUGCUCACUUUCAGCUUAGCUGUGGGGCUCAAUGUGCGCGAGAGCUUUCAGUCGGAAUACAAACAACUUGGCGUGCGCAUCCUUACGCUUAUAUUGAAGGAUGGACUUUCCACUGAUAUUCAGCAAUUAAAUGUGCAAGGUGUUAUUUACGAGAAUGUGUUCAGAGAUGUCCAGAGUAUGGAAUCAAUUGGCGCAACGAUUUGCAAUUGGGAUUGCCUUUGCCUGUGCUUGGAUCAUUUCAUUGAGCUGGAUUCCUUUCCGUGGAAUCAAUGUGAUGACAUGCUCGAACGACUUAUCCAAAAUGUUUCGCUGGCCUCAAGCACAGAAAUGUCAAUUUCUCUAAUGCAUUUCAUAACAAAACUGGGCUACUACUUUGCUAUCAAUAAGAAUGAAAUUCAGGCAGUAUUAACCGCUGAUUUAACUGAGCCAAAUCGAAUGACUGACUGCUUGGAGGUCUGUGCCUCGUUAAAUGUCUGCACCAACUAUCGAUGGGCCAAGAGCAUACUCCAAAUGCUUGUGCUGGCGUCUGAAAAGCUAUUGGGUAGUGUGGAUGCUGCUGCACAGGUGCUGGUCGAGAUGCAGCGGUGUUAUCUAGUCUGCGUGCUGCCGAUUCCUCUCCAGGCCUUGCACAUUCAUUUGCGAGAAUUUUAUGCCAAGUUUGUUGCUGUGCUAAUGGAAUGCAUAAGUGUCCAUAAAGACAGUAAACUACUCCAAAAGCUAACGGAUCAGUUUGUACAGAUAUUCAUUUAUCAGCUAAAACACGGCUCAACGGGUAAGGAAGGUCCUUGUAAUCUAAAAAACUAUCUGACUGCGCUGGAGAACUUAAUUCCUGUUAUUGCCAAAUAAAGUUGA
Drosophila hydei is the source of this 1426-nucleotide messenger RNA. RefSeq lists its product as uncharacterized. The record is from RefSeq and is a predicted model, not a curated record. The transcript is spliced from 6 exons. Lineage: Eukaryota; Metazoa; Arthropoda; Insecta; Diptera; Drosophilidae. Bases 83 to 1420 code for a protein of 445 amino acids.